GGUUUCUUGGCUCGGGGUUUUGUGGGGUGGAGAACGGAUUCGGUUGACCAGGGAAGACAGGUUGGAGGAGGAGCAGGUAUAUAAGAAGAGAGUUUGUCUGGUGAUAUCACAGUCUCUCUUUCGUCUCCAGUUAUGAAGCAUCUGGUAUCACUACUGCUGGCGCUGACGGUGCCGUGGGUGGCGCGCGCCGCCCCGGGUUCCUUAGGCCGGCGUCCCGCUGAGUUAUAUGGCCAGGGCCCCACCAUUGGGUAUGACUACUCACCCCCUAUCUACACACCACCCUCCACCGACACCUACCCACCACCCCCCGUCAACACCUAUGACACUCUGCACGAUGUGAGAGGGUGUCGGGACGGCGAGGUGCUGCGUGUGGACGGCGUGUGCCAGCAACCGGAGGUCACCAAGACUGUGUUUGUGUUCGAGGCGCCGCAGAGACCCCAAACCUACCAGCCCCCACCCAUCAUCCCCAAGCCCAAGGUCCACAAAGAACUGAUCUUCAUCCGCCCGCCUGAGCAAGAGCGCCCGGCGCCCCCUGUGGUGCUGCCUGCCCCGCAGAAGCAGAGCACCAUCUUCUUACUGUCCAAGAAGCAGGAACAGGAACAGCAGGUGAUCCAGCUGCCGCCCGGACCGAACCACACGCCCAAUGUGUACUUCGUGCACUACGAGGACGGCGAGAACCCCAUCCUCCCUGACGGUACUGACCUCCACAGCGCCCUCGGCCAAGCCGGCUUGGACAUCAACCACCUGGAACAAGGUGGAGGCUUCGCAGGCGAUGUUACUGUUCACGGCGGCGGCGGUGGUGUCUUCGGAGGCGAUGUCACUGUUCACGGCGGCGGAGGCGGUGUCUUCGGAGGCGAUGUCACUGUUCACGGUGGCGGCGCCGGCAUCGGCAGCUUCGGCGUGCCGGAUAUCACCGUGGCGGGAGACAUAGGCGUGGUGGACGGAGGCUAUGGCGGCAACCCAGGCCAUGAUGUGAUCGUGGAUACCGGCUACGGCAACACGGACCCUCACCACUACUAGAUGUGCCACGAGCUGAGGUCACCGCCCCUCCCUCACCCACUUGUUCGUUGUUGUUAUUUUGUUAUGUAGAAUUUCUCUGAAUAUCACCAGCGUCCUGUUCCCUCACCCAUUCCCUCCCUUCACCCUGGAGUACUCCCCUCACUUCCCUUUCGAGUCUCACGAGUUGUUAGAUUUCGUAGGUUACCAAAGUAUUGAUGCCUUAUGAGUAUUUGUGUGUGUGUGUGUGUGUGUGUGUGUGUGUGUGUGUGUGUGUGUGUGUGUGUGUGUGUGUGUGUGUGUGUGUGUGUGUGUGUGUGUGUGUGUGUGUGUGUGUGUACGCUCUAGUCUUGUUGUAAUGCCACAAAAUGGUGUCAAUAAAUUCUGUUCACUUAA
This is a messenger RNA of Scylla paramamosain (green mud crab), 1392 nucleotides long. RefSeq lists its product as uncharacterized. Bases 133 to 1020 code for a protein of 295 amino acids. The record is from RefSeq and is a predicted model, not a curated record. The transcript is spliced from 2 exons. NCBI's taxonomy places the organism in Eukaryota, Metazoa, Arthropoda, Malacostraca, Decapoda, Portunidae.